UCACGUAAAUGCUUACAAUUUACACCUUUAAAUCGAAUAAAAUUAUAAAUGCGUUCAAGCCAGAAAAAUGUGCUAACCGAGGAGGACACAUCCGACACAUCCAUUCACCCAGAUGGCUUAGCCAAUGACCUUAUAAAAGGGAUUUUCAACAAUUAUUCUGAACGAGGACUUCACCAUGAGUCAUCCUUCAGUGUGUCCUCCGGUUCUUUGCCGAAUCGCAAGAGUAAAAUCGAUAGUCGUCUAGAUUACUGGAAGAACAUGCUCAUUCAACGACGUGCCUUGCAAAAGAGACUACGCAGCCAAUUGGGCAGGACUCCGGAGCUUAUGAUCCAAAAUCACCAGAGAAAAGUAGUGAGACGCUCGAUAGGGGACUGCUUGGAGACCGUAGGACUGCCCAGCUAUUCAGCUGCUGAAAUGUUGGGGUGUGAUCAGCUAAUAAAAGAGGAUGUGGAUACUAUGCCAGAGCCAGCACCACAAAUCCGUAGUUUGGAGGUGGUGGGCAAGAAGUGCAAGGAGUGUCAGGAGGUUCUGGGUCAUAACAUAAAGGUGUCCAAUCGUUCAGAGGCUUCUUUAGGCGCCAGUGGCGCAGUCGAGGUGACCCAAUCUGCAGGGACGAUCCAGCAGGCGGUUAGCGGACCAGGCGUUCGCAUUAAUGGCAUCAAUUUCUGGCCACAUAAUCCAGAGUUCUCGCCCACCAUUGACCGAACCUUUGCCAGUCAACCCUUUCAACGAUACCUGCGCCCCAUUAUACGCAUCGAAAACAUUGGACACCGAGAGCUGCGCCUUUAUUGGAAGAAGGUCAACUUCUUCUCGAACAACAAUACUCUUAUGGAAGCCGAUCUUGAUGACUUCCUUUUCGAUGUGGCCCCAUUUGUGCUUCUACCGGGCGAGAUCCGAGAUGUUACGGUUCUCUAUCAGCCGCGCCACGUGGCCAUUGUGAAGCAGCGCUGGCUGCUAUUGACCAGUCCACGCAUCUUCUUCUGUCGUCCCUCUGGUUUCACAUUGAACUUGAACGGUCGCUGCACUCCGCCCAAAGAAUACUUGGACCGCCUGAAACUGGAGAAGCUUCAGGUGAUGUCCUAUGAGGCGCGGGUGCAUCUGCAGCAGCGGACAUUGACCCUCUGUCCAUAUGAACGGCACCUGGAGGAGCGCGAGGCAUUCAACUGCCGCAACAGAAGCUUCCAGUGCCCAACUCACGAAGAUUUUGCGCGCCUCAUGGCGUUCUACAAGCGGGUGAGGCCUGGAAAUUCAGGUACUUCCUCCUGGGACUACAGUGUGCACUCGCUAAUCCACCUGGUGUGUAAUAGUCGGGACAUACGGCAGCGCAUUGCACACUUUUCGGAACUGACCAACUUGCUAGACGGCUGGCGAAGAACAUCUACAGUGCCACUGAAUAGAGCGGACUCAGUUAAUAGGCUGUGGGAACGCGAUCACUCAAAAAUGAUUUAUGUGCGUGGAAUACUGGGUAGUGUACUGGAAGAAUGGGAGCAAAAGGUGCAUCUCCUUGGAGUGAGAGUCGCCAACCGAGAUACUACGAGUAGUACCAGCUUGCAGGUGGCCAAUAAGAUUCCACGUUCCAAGUUAUUCAUAGACUCAAUCUGUAUCCAGUUGUACGCAUUGAUGUGCAGCGCGGUGGAGGAUAUUGCGUCGGUGAUCGAAAGCACAGCUCAGAUUUAG
This is a messenger RNA of Drosophila santomea, 1677 nucleotides long. RefSeq lists its product as uncharacterized. NCBI's taxonomy places the organism in Eukaryota, Metazoa, Arthropoda, Insecta, Diptera, Drosophilidae. The record is from RefSeq and is a predicted model, not a curated record. Bases 49 to 1677 code for a protein of 542 amino acids. The transcript has a single exon.